This is a messenger RNA of Corticium candelabrum, 1336 nucleotides long. Its product is annotated as IST1 homolog. Lineage: Eukaryota; Metazoa; Porifera; Homoscleromorpha; Homosclerophorida; Plakinidae. The transcript has 8 exons. The record is from RefSeq and is a predicted model, not a curated record. Bases 46 to 1092 code for a protein of 348 amino acids. Gene Ontology annotation, biological process: protein transport.
UGUAGGUCACGCAAGGUUGACGUCAUACUGACGGAAGAUUUCUCGAUGUUCGGUGGAGGAUUUCGUGCCCAGAAGCUGCGAGUCAGUCUUAAACUUGCUAUUAACCGCUUUAAGCAUUUGGAGAAAAAGAAGACUGAAAAUGCGUUGAAGGCUCGGAAAGAAAUUGCGGAUUACUUGGCUCAAGGUAAAGAUGAACGUGCUAGAAUUAGAGUAGAACAUAUAAUUCGUGAGGACUAUCUAGUUGAAGCAAUGGAGAUAUUGGAGAUGUACUGUGACUUGCUGCUGGCUAGAUUUGGUCUCAUUGAAACAAUGAAGACCUGCGAUGACGGUCUCUUGGAGUCAGUUUGUACUCUAAUUUGGGUUACCCCAAGGCUAUCCACUGAUGUAGCUGAAUUGAGACAGAUUUCGGAGCAGUUGGCUCUGAAAUACGGAAAGCCAUUUGCAGAUCAAGCAAGAGCAAACAAAACCAAUUCAGUGAAUGAAAGAAUUGUAGAAAAGAUGAGUGUGCAAGCUCCACGUCGUUCACUAGUAGAGAACUACCUGGUGGAAAUUGGAAAGAGCCACAACAUUCCAUAUGAGCCUGAUCCAGCAGCUUUUUUGGAUGAUGAUAUUGGCUUAUUGGAAGAAAAACUGGACUUUGGAGGCGAAGGAAACAAUGCUGGUGGAAGAAAGGGUGGGGGAGGAGGAAUGAGUGGAGGUGGAGGAGGUGGAGGGGAUGUAAAACACAGUAGUGCCUUGCCACCCGCUCUUCCAUAUCCAGUGGCUGCUGCCAACCCAGCGUAUCCACCUCCAGUUGUUAGUCAGCCUUACCAACCUCCUUCAAUGAUGCCACAACCUUCUCAUAAUGCUUCUCCUCCUUACUCCGCAGCAGCAGGAAAUGGACCUUUUGUUGUACCUGGCUCUCAAGGUCCAUCAUCAUUGCCUCCUCCAAGCUAUCAUGCAUCUUCUUCACCAGCUAGUAUACCACCUUUACCGCAAGUGCCGACCAACAGUUUGCCCAAGCUAAGUGUUGGUUCUGGAAGCGCUGGAGGAGAAGAUGUGGACUUCGAUGAGCUGACAAGACGAUUUGAAGAGCUAAAAAAGAAGAAGUGAAGUUACUGAUGCUGUCUCUCAUUUUUCAAGUAUCACACCAUUAGGAUUUAACAACAAGAUUAUGUACCUAGAGUGAUGUGAGUGUGUUUAUGUUGAUAUGGUAGUGACAUGAUGAUGGUAGUUUGUUAGCUGCUGGCGUAACCAACAGUUUCAACAGGGGCUUGCAAAUUGGCAGAGGACGGAUAUGAUCCUCUAAUUGUAGUACCAUAAAUAACUAAAUGAAUAGAUAAAGUAGGUGGUUGGA